AUGUCUGCAACUAGUUCUCUCAAGAACAGGCCAUCUGCACUUUCCACAAAGUCUUUCACUCGAUAUGAGCCUUCUUCUCCCUCCAAUUCCACCUCCCGAGCCAGGGCUAGCACAACAUCAUCAGUGUCCUCUCUAAAGUCUCCCAAGAAGGUUCCGAGUGAUCGAGAAGAUGUAUUUCAGAAGCCACUUAAUGAGGACAGCGAGCCUCCUUCCCCAGACCUUGAAAGGGCCAACACUCUGCCGGAUAAUUUCGAUGAGUUACCCAUAGAGCUGGCAAGUCUCAGUGACAGAUUUGUCGACUCGCUCAAAGCAAAAGUCUACACCGAGCCUCCUUCCGUCGACCAAUUGUCCGAUCUUUUUCAAGAAUUUUAUGCCCGAGCCUCUGGUGCUAUUGCCAUCCAUAUCUCCGCCCUGAAGUCACGAUUGAACCGUGAACACUCCCCUGCACCCUCCAAGGCUGCUUCAAAGUCCAGAACCCUCUCUGCGAGGCAAUCGAGUGACUCUCUCAAACCUCGAGACUCUGCAGGCGGUUCCCAGCAGAUGUUGACUGCAUCUGAGGUCACCGAGAAGCGUAAGCAGCGGAAAAUGCUCGAGUAUAAGCGUAUCUUGCUAGAAGAGGCAGUGGAGAGGAGGGUCUGUGAAAACAUCUAUGACAAAAUCUGGAGACACAAGAGUACUCUGGAUGAGGUCCGCGAUGAGAAACUUCGUUCGAAAACUGCUGCCCUGGCUCUUGUUGGAAUAGGAUUGAAAGAUCUCGGUAUUGAAGUCAAUGCGGACCAGGAAAAGUCAGUUGAAGAUGUGCAGGCAUCUUUGAUUCCCGCCAGAGAAGGCCUGGCCAAAAUGAACGAUGAGAAAUACCCCCUCGGAAAACUAAAACACUUGACUGCUGCUCACAAAGCCAUUGUUGAUACACUCUACACCAUUCAUCCAUCUUCUUCCUCAGCCGAUGAAAUUCUGCCCACCUUGAUCUACACCUUGAUCACAUCCCCUAUUGAAGGCAUCAAUAUCAUAAGUAAUCUCUACUUUAUCCAGCGCUUCCGAGCUGCCCCCAGGAUUGACGGUGAGGCUGCUUACUGCCUUACGAACCUCGAAGCUGCAAUUAGUUUCCUUGAGAACGUCGACUUAGCAAGCUUGAGAGCAGACGAGAUGCCGGAGGGACCCAAGAAGAAUAUCACUCAGGACGAUGAUGAAACGGCAGAGAAACUCGAAGCUUUCCCCACUCUGCCAGGAAGUGUACCCUUUCCUUCCACACCCACUACAAGCACUUCGCCCUCUACUGCCACUGCUUCUAAUGUCGUGGCAAGCCCAACCGGUUCAAUUUUGAAACCCUUGCCUGAGAAGCCAGCGCCCCCUGUGACCCGCCAUCAGCGCACCUUGUCUGAUAUCCUGCUGCCCAUUAGUAAUGCCAAUGAGGCCGUUCGCUCAACAGCUGAAGAAGGGUUCAAAAAUAUAUCCAGCACACUGGAUAACAGUUUUAAGUUCUUGCUUGGGAGGCUUAAGGAACGAGGCACAGAGGAUGCCAACGCCGAAGUAAUCGUUCCCAAGACCCUGGAUGAAGCUCGUCAACUGGUGAACCGGCCACUGACCCCCGAGGAAGAUGACAACGCCCUGAGUGAAUCUAGUUCAGUACACGAUGGCCAGAACACCCCCAGCAAUCCCACUCUCACCAAAACAGAAGACAAAAUCCUUAGUCUCUUGGGAGGACGGAAGUCAACAACUGUCCGUGAGAGGAGUGUGGACAGUGUCCAGAGCAAUGGUAGUGGUCGGAGACUGGCCUUUCUCCAAGGAAAUCCCGACGGAGCGGCUGCUGCUCCAACAUCCUCAAGAGCCGCAUCUAUUCCUCAACCUACGUCUAACAAUCCACUGGAAUCUGUCAAAAGCUUUGGCGGCAGCCUUAAUCCAAUAAAUCACAUUGGCUCUGCAUUUGGGGGAGCCUUUGGUCGAUUUGGGAGUCGAGCAACUGCCUCUGCUUCUCCACCUUCAGCUUCUACUCCCGCGAUUGUUGUAGACAAGGACAACAAGUCGCCCCUAGCGGACAAAUUUCCUAAGAGUGCAUCAUUGUCGACCCCUGAGGACGGUGCGACCAAGACUCCUAUGCGCAUUCCCAAUCAAGACGAAUUAUCACCCAUCAAGGCGGCACCUCCUGUUUCCCGGUUCAUGUCCGUGGCUGAUGUCAAUGACCUGAAAAUUGGUGACGUCCAGUUAUUACUUAGUGACUACCAACGGCUGGCUAGGAUCCUGGGCCAACUUGUUCAGCGAGCCGAGGAAUCUGCAGAUACAGAUGAGAACACAAGUGAGGCCACCGCAAGCGACCAGGAAAAGGAUUGA
Exophiala aquamarina CBS 119918 is the source of this 2328-nucleotide messenger RNA. RefSeq lists its product as uncharacterized. Lineage: Eukaryota; Fungi; Ascomycota; Eurotiomycetes; Chaetothyriales; Herpotrichiellaceae. Gene Ontology annotation, biological process: vesicle-mediated transport. The coding region runs from base 1 to 2328 and encodes 775 amino acids. Gene Ontology annotation, molecular function: small GTPase binding; guanyl-nucleotide exchange factor activity. The record is from RefSeq and is a predicted model, not a curated record. The transcript has a single exon. Gene Ontology annotation, cellular component: cytosol; endocytic vesicle.